UAUUUUUUUGCUGGCUCCUCAUGGGCCGGCCCUGCUCCAAUCUUCUAGCUACGGCGCUUCGUAGCACGUUUCUACCUUCUACACACUCCACUCCAGUCUUUUUCCGGAUACCAUCCACCACUCUUUCACGCCCCUCCUUCCGCCUGCAUUCCACCGCAACUGCGCCAAACCCGUUGUUUGCCAACUUCUUUACCCCGCUACAGCCACUUCUGGUCGACUUCUUUCGCCAAAAGUUCCCCGCCAUGGCAAGCUCAACCAUUGACGAGAGCUUGCUCACCUUUCUCAACACCCACGCGCCCAACAACUCCUCCGCCGAGACCGAUGCCGUCAAAGCCUCCCAGGCCCUCUUCCCCUCUGUCACCUACUCCGAUGCUGAGAAGGCCGAACUGAGCCAAUGGCUCAUCACCGCCUCCCACAUUGCCUCCGCUGGCGAAGAUGCCGCCAAGGUCUCCGAGAGACUUUCGGCCCUCAACACCCACCUCUCCAGCCGCACUACAGUGCUCGGUGCUAAGCCCUCCGUCGCCGACAUUGCUCUCUACCAAAAGCUCGCUCCCGUUGUGUCCAAAUGGUCGGCUGAGGAGAGGACAGGCGAGAAUGGAUACCACUACAUCGUUCGACACGUCGACUUUGUCCAAAACUCACCUCUCUUUGGCCUGAAAUUGGACGACAAGGUCAACGUCGAUCUCGACAGUGUCAUCUUCAAGAUCAAACCUGUCGAUGCCAAGGCCGAGAAAGAACGUAAAAAGAAGGAGAAGGAGGCUGCUGCCGCCGCCGCCGCUGCUUCGGGCGCUACACCAACCGCCGCUACUGGCGAGCAAGGGAAGAAGAGCAAGAAAGAAAAGGUCAAGGACAAGGUCCAGGCUGCUGGUGAGGCUGUGGCCUCGACCGUCACUGGGAAAGCUGGUCCUCCGGAAGGUGCCCCCACUCAGAAGAAGGAGAAGAAAGCGAAACAGCCAAAGCCCCAGAAAGCACCACCAAUUGAGAAGCCAUUGUCCCCCGCCCUCAUCGAUCUUCGCGUCGCACACAUCCUCAAAGCCGAGAAACACCCCAACGCAGAUUCCCUUUACGUCAGCACAGUGGCAUGCGGUGACGCCCCCGGUACAGACAACACGUCCGAGUACGAAGGUCAGGUAGUGCGAACCGUCUGCUCAGGUCUCAAUGGCCUGAUCCCGCUCGAGGAAAUGCAGAACCGCAAAAUCGUCGCUGUAUGCAAUCUCAAGCCCGUCACAAUGCGAGGCGUCAAGUCCUGUGCCAUGGUGCUUGCCGCUUCACCCCGCGUUGCUGAGGGCGAGGACAGCCACGGCGGACCUGUAGAGCUUGUGAGCCCCCCCGCGGACGCGAAGGCCGGCGAUAGAGUUUUCUUCGAGGGCUGGGAGGGCGAGCCCGAGGGUCAAUUGAACCCCAAGAAGAAGAUUUGGGAGACCAUGCAGCCUGGCUUCACUACCACGGAUGGCUUGGAGGUGGGCUUUGAUGUUGAAGCUGUGCCGCAGUUGUCAGGCGAGGGCGCGGAUAAGAAGACAGGCGUGGCGAAGCUCAAGACUGCUGCUGGGCUUUGCUCUGUCAAGACCCUCAAGGGUGCUGUCGUGCGAUAG
Molecule: messenger RNA, 1592 nt
Organism: Periconia digitata
Lineage: Eukaryota; Fungi; Ascomycota; Dothideomycetes; Pleosporales; Periconiaceae
Source: the annotation of a GenBank genome assembly